CUUAGAUCAAUAUAAACUUACACCAUUGCAAAUCAAUAUAACAUUACAAAAUUGGAACAAGGAAGUGACUUGCUGGUUGUGAUUAUUGUAUUGGAGGGAUGUGGUUAAUAACUCUUUAAAACAUUACAGCGUUUCGUGGAAUACUUCAGUGAUGUCAGAGUCAACACCAGGCAGCCAACAGAAGGGGGUUGCAAGGGAAGAUUACUCUUCUCAGGAAGAUAGUCAGCAAAUGCAAUCUGGUAUUUUAUCUAGACUACCCGGAGACCGACCUACAAACAAUGCUCCCGGGAACAUUGAUGAAAAUAAGAACACCAGAGCAGAGAUUGAAAAUAUAAGAGCAUCCAUGCAAGGUGAAGAGUCACCAUCUCCUCACCCAAGACCAUCAAAAGCGGGGAAAAAUAACAGCCUAGCUGUUGCUCCAAGCGCAUCAUUUGUUGUUCAACACAGAGGACAAGAGAAUGCAGGCAAUGGAGAGAAAGGUUCACAAAGUGUUGUUUGUGAGGCCUCAGAUAUGCAUGAUGAUCUAACAAACCUGACUGCAAUGCAGCAGCGAAAGACUGGGUCUUCAGGAAAUUUACGUGAUGAUCCAUCAAAGCAGCCAGUAAUAAAAGAAGACACUGUGACAGCUGAAGAGUCUGUGGUCGAGCUUCAACAAGUCAACCACAGCUUCUAUGACAGAGAUAAUGUGAUUGAAGUGGAUAUGCAUGUGUGGAAGGUAGACAAGGACAGCCUGGUGGUCAACUUCUGUCCAGAUACUGUACAUGUCACGUUCCAGACUAGGGAUGCCCAGUUCCUGAAGCUUUACAAGGGCAGCACAGAGAAAACCAAGUUCAUCUGGACUAUAAAACUCAAGGGUCAGGCACAAGAGGACAAGUGCUCGUUCCAGGUUUAUUCUUGUUAUGUUUACCUGAAAAUUACAAAGAAGGUGUCUGGCCGCUGGGGAGAUCUAGAGAACCUCAAGAGAACAGAAACAAAUUCAUCUUUAGCCACUCAACCGGAAAGUUCAGGUGAUGGGGAAAAUAAAAAUGCUGAUCAAAGGUCAGAUCACAAGACAACAGCAAGUUCAACAAAACAGCUAAAAAUGAGAACAGUUGAUGAUAAACAAGGAACAAAUCCAGCUUCUGAUCUUCAAGCCACUCAACAAAACAGUUCAGGUGGUGAAGGAAAUAGAAAUGCUAAGCCAAUAUUAGAUGCCAAGAUGACAGCAAGUUCAGCUGAUAGUUCAACAGUUGAUAAUAAAGAAGCCAUUCACCCACAAAGUUCAGGUGAUGAAAGAAAUGUUGAACAAAGACCACAUCCAAAGACCACAGCAGAAUCAGCUUAUAGUUCAACAAAACAGCCAGAAAUGAGCCUAGUUGCUGAUAAAGAAGAUACAGCUGAUGUCAAAGACUUUUUAGGCUCUCAAGAUUCAAUCAGCUCUAUCGAGUCCUUUAUAAUUAUCAAUCCGAAAGAAGCAGAUUGCAAAGAACAGGAAAAGAUUGAACACAAAACCCAAAGUGAAUUCCCACCCGCUGGAACAUCCUUUGAAUGUAUGAAUAGCAAGCAAUCAAGAAGCAAAUCGGAAGCUGCACAUCUAGAAAAACCUGUAUCUAAUGACAAAUUCUGUAUCAAAUAUCAAGGUUCUAUUCCAUUUGUUCUAAGCAUAGAUAACCCUAUGUGUUUGCUCUCUUUGGGUGAGGCAAAGAAUGCUUACUUUGAAGGGGACCUCUUAUGUGUUGAUGGUAGACUUUUUGUUUUGAUUACUGAGGGCAACCUUCUGAAGUCAAAUGAAGUUCCACAAAUACCUUCUGAUGAGCAAAAUGGCAUGGCUCUAUGUAAAGACUCAUCAUUUGUUCAAGAAAAAGAUAAGUCGGUCAAAGAAUAUGUUGCAAAACAGGGAAACACCCGAGAUAUGCUGGAACAAGACCAUGCUGUAAGACCAACAACCAGACAACAUAGUCUUGAUAAUUCUAGUGCUUUUGGAUCCCAAAGUGUUGUAAAGCAGAAAAGAAAAGAGAUAGUUCGUGAAAAUGUCCCAACAGUUGUUGUAAAAAUCAUAUCACAGUCUUCGUUUAAAUCAAAAUUUAGAACAAAGUUUCCUGAUGAUGAAUACAAAGUAAGGAAUGAAAAAAGUAACACUGCAGACAUUAUAAUAACUGGAUCAUUGGAUUGUUUUGAGUGGUUUGAAAAGGAAAUACAUUAUUGUCAAAUUACCUUUAAUGAAGUGAAAAAUAGUUCCAUCCCGAAGUUGCCUGAUAUCGUGGAAAAUUACUUGUCGAACCGUUAUGGCAAGUGAGGAACAGUUUUUUGGGACAUAGUUCCUAAGAAAAAACAAAUAUUUGUUUGGUGUUCCUCUACAUCACUUUCUGCUGAGGAAGUGAUACACACAUUGAAGAUAGCAAUCAAAAAGGCUGAACUUUCCUAUGAUUAUGAUGACU
Messenger RNA from Mya arenaria, 2417 nucleotides. RefSeq lists its product as uncharacterized. NCBI's taxonomy places the organism in Eukaryota, Metazoa, Mollusca, Bivalvia, Myida, Myidae. The record is from RefSeq and is a predicted model, not a curated record. Bases 152 to 2275 code for a protein of 707 amino acids. The transcript has 13 exons.